AGGAAAACAAAGACAAACAGAAAUACACGUGGGAUGUUCUCAUUGGAUGGCGGGUGCGAGCAUGUAGAGGCCAAGAAUGCACAACGGCCUAUAUAAAUGCCGUUUCCUUCGAUGCAACGCAGCGGUCCCGCACGUUACGAGCCUGGAGAUGGAUUCAUCAACCACGAUGUGGUUCUUCCGAUCGGUGGGAGUUGAAUCGGAUCCCAAGCUCUUUUAAUUAUAAGAUGAAUGCAGCUUCUACGAGAAUAAUCCUUCGCUUUUCUCCGCAUCCGAAGCCAGUGUUCUUCGAUCCAGAGUUGUUGAUCCGGUAAAUUUCCAUCGCUUGCUGAUUAUUGGUCGUCUUCCAUGAUUUAGGGGCGGAAAAAUCCGGUUUUUGUUCCCCUUUUUCCUUCGAUUUGGGACGUUUGAUCUGUUGGAGGUCCCAAUGUGGGUGGCAGGAAUUAGGGAUUUCUGGUGAUGGCGGAACCCGAAGUCAUUGCUUUGAGAGAAGCUAUUCGGAGUCGAUCUACAACUCUGGAGAAACUUUAUGGAGAGCUGGAGGAGGAACGGGAAGCUGCGGCAUCUGGAGCGGACGAAGCUCUAUCCAUGAUCGUGCGCCUGCAGGAAGAGAAGGCAGCCGAGAAGAUGAAGGCGAGCCAGUACAAGAGAUUGGCGGAGGAGAAGCUGCGGCACGCCAAGGAGUCCUCGACGAUUCUGAAAGACGUCAUAUUUCAGAAGGAGAUGGAGAUUGCAUCCCUCGUGUAUCAAGUGCAGGCCUACAAGCACAGGCUGUUAAGUUUGGGUCUCAGAAAUAUGGAUGAUGAUGUUAUGAUGAGGAAUGGCAACCGGUGCAGGACAAGCUUGGUUAGGAACAUCUCUUUACCUGCGCUUCUCCUGGAAGAACUAUCAUCAGGGCUUCAUGUUACUGAAAAUUUGUAUUGUGGCAUUGCUGACAACAUGGAGUUCGGUGAAGAGCACGAUGCAGCCAAAUUGCAUGAGUUUAUGAAUUUGGCUAGAUCAGAAACAGCAGAAGCACACAGAAGAGCAACAGAGUGGCAGCAAAAACUCGAGUAUCAUGAUAAAUUUCACAUGAAUUCUAGGAUGGUGCCUGUGAAAAUGAGACAGAAUCCUGGUUGUUCAUGGUAUCUACAACUAGCAGCGAGUGACGACAACAAAUUCGACAAUUCAACAUCGAACAUAAAGUCAGAUGAAGGCAGCAUUUAUCAAACAAAAUCAGUCAAUUUGCAAGACUUCCAUGAUGUUCAGGAGAAUCACAAUCGUCCAAGCGGGUCUAGAACAUGCAGCCAACUUUCGCAAGAACAUUUCGAAACCAAAUGCAUGAACAGAGUGCCAAUUGCAAGACAGGAAGAAGCUAUGUGCAACCUCCCGAAAGAUCAGCACAACAAUUUUUUCUCGCAUGCCCAUCAUAAGAACAAAUUGUACCAACCAUGGGAAGAGGCACCGAUGGAUUGUCCUCCAACACCUGGAAAUUCUCAUGAUGCAGUUUCUUUAUCUCACAAUGAUCUUGAGCAACUAAGAAUGCUGAUGCAGAAAUUUAAAGACGACAUGAGAGAUACGAAGCAGGAAAAUCUCGAGCGAGGCAGAAAACAGUUGCAGUCAUUAAGGAGAAUAAUCAAGCAUCUUGAUUCUAUAGAAUCACAAGUUAACAACACAGAGUUUGAGCACGAUCAAGAGGAUGAUUCUCAAUUUACGUACCUUGUGGAGGCAAUGCUACAUUUCUGGCUUUAGUCUUGUCAAAUUGGACCUUUGGCAUUGAGAGGCUCGUCUUCAUCCAAGGUUCAUUCUAAAAGU
This is a messenger RNA of Musa acuminata subsp. malaccensis (wild Malaysian banana), 1791 nucleotides long. RefSeq lists its product as uncharacterized. The record is from RefSeq and is a predicted model, not a curated record. NCBI's taxonomy places the organism in Eukaryota, Viridiplantae, Streptophyta, Magnoliopsida, Zingiberales, Musaceae.